Molecule: messenger RNA, 3027 nt
Organism: Aspergillus terreus NIH2624
Lineage: Eukaryota; Fungi; Ascomycota; Eurotiomycetes; Eurotiales; Aspergillaceae
Exons: 2
Coding region: 1-3027 (1008 amino acids)
Source: RefSeq, a predicted model, not a curated record
AUGGCCAUCCCCACCAGAAGGAGAGCAGCUUCAGCGCCUCUACUACCAUCGUACCACCGACAUCUCCGCGAAAUCGACCACCAGAAAGCUAUUGCGAAGUCCUCGUUCGAAUUCCCCUGCAACGCACAAACUGAUAUCGAAAGCACCAUGGAAGCCUUGUAUCACACCUUACGAGCUCGACAUAUCGACAUAUCGAGAAUGGUGUUCGAGAUGUUCUUGUCAAAAUUACUCGAAAUGCAGGAUACUGCGGAUAACAAGGGACUGCUUCUUAGGCUUUUCAGACAGCCCAUGCAAUUGCCAAAUGAGGAUCUAGGGCGCGUUCUGCAAAUGCGCGAUGCCAUACAAAGCAACAAUCUUUCCGCGAUACCGCACAAUGAAAACGCACAUAGGUUCUACAUCCGAUCUUGGGUAUUCGAACCAUGGCAGCUUCUACGCCUUGUGCGUACUCUCCGUGGAAAGGGAUUCUGUUUUCCUGAGUUAGAUGAGUGGGAGUUUCAAUGUUGUUUGUCGCGACGGGGAAGAUUGACAGUCCGCUACGUGGGAAUGAUUAAAGGUCGCCGUGACUUCGUACAAAGAUCGCAGCUUGAUAUCGACGAGAAACCUCCUAGCAGCUUAUUCGGGGCCUUUCGCGAUAACGUCAAAAGAAUUUUCCCGGGUGUCCAUGAUCGACUUGGCAUACACGAAUUACCACAGAUGGCAGUUCCUGUCAUCGGAGGCCCAGAUGCUGUAGGCAACCAGCUUACUGCUGACGAUAUCGAACGACUUCUGAUACAACUUUUCAAUAACAAAGCUCUUCUCAAUCUCCAGGAUGGUGGCCAAUACAUCAACUAUCUACCGGAUACCGACGAUGAAAAGCUGUAUACCAGCAUGAAGCCGACAGCUUUUGAGAGGUUCUCCAGAGACUGCAAACUUCUCCCAGAACCCGAAUGGUGUGGCCUUGCAGAGGACUUUCUGGAAAUUGAAAAGCAUGCGCGUACCCAUGCUGAGUUAUACCUUUUUCAAGAGACAUAUUUCCAGGCGAUGCGAGAAGAAGCUCGACCUUACCAGUUUCUUGGAAAUACGAUCCUGCUGUUUUUGGGAGAAGAACUCUCACACAAACACCUAAGAGCCGGGCACACCUUUCUUCAUGGCUCAGCGAGCGCCAGUGUUCUGGUUAGGGGACUCCUCAGCCGAAUCAGGCAUAUCGAACACGAAUGGGCUAACCGGGGACCUUUGGGUAAUCUGGAUAGCUCAUUCACAUUCAUGAAUGCCUUGCCUCUGCCUGGGUACAGCGAUAUACCCCAGGCACUUCAUUUUCUGAAUAAAUAUCUACGAUGUGUUCGGCCAAUCAUAAUUGCUUCAUUUGGCAGAAGGUCAAGCGAUACCGUGGCUUCGGGAUUCACGAACCUUCCCGUCAAAAAGUCGACAUCGAAUGGCGUUCUCGAGACACAGCUAGAAGUAUCCAUACGUUCUUAUGGGGACAAUCCAGAGGCCGUAAUACAUAUUCCGCUAAGCCAUCCAGGAAAAUAUCAAUACGGCAGACGCAAUGCGUCUCGCAUUGGCCUCUUCUACCUUCAGCUUCAAUUGGUAUAUGCCAUUGCCGACUGCGCCAUGGAAGUACUAGCACAACAACACUUAACGUCUGGGAAAUCAGCUCGACGAGACGUAUGCCUUAGCAUCCUGCAUCAUGCGAAGAAAAGGUUGCAGAAAUGCUGUGUUAUCCUUGCAUCAACUGACGAUGCGUUGCAAAUUUGUCUUGCGAAAACAUCCCAAGUCACAAGGGGACCGCCUUCUCGGACUGAGAGCGGAUCGUUGCGUAAACGAAAAGCUGAGGCUAUCAGGAAGGAGUUUACAUGUCCCAUAUAUGGCCAGGCCACGUUUGAUCGUAUCUUGUCCCUUGGACGUGCCCGUGGACUUCCUCACUCUCCGGAGAGAGAAGCGCAUCUGAAGGGUUUAUGGGCUCAAAAUGUUCCAGAGCUUCAUUUGCUUAUUGCACAUACACCGGAACUAUAUUCAAAAUGGAUUGGCGAGCUUAUGGGUCUCCAACAAGGACAGUCAUAUUUUCUCAAGCUGCUCAGUCAAGCUCCAGAUCACACGUAUAUGGAAGAUCUAGCACGAGUCUGCAAUUCCAUUGGCCUCCAUAAAAAGAGAUUCGAUGCUAUUACGAGUAGCACAGAAGUACGAAGUGGUCUUUGGGUGUCUCGGGAAGUAAUUCAAGCAUAUCGGGCCGAACUCUCGCCUCGUGUGAAGACCGGAGACAUCCAGGGUUUUCCCGUUGAAAUAAAAUCCAACGGGGUUAUCAAAAUCAAGUGGCUCACGCAAAACGGACUGAAAAAGACAGUGACAAUAGAUGGUCUCGAAUACGCCAUUCCGCAAAAUGGCCUUGAAUGCCGCUCCCUUUCUUUCACAGAGCACGGCAUCGAUAUCGUCGAUGCAAGUGGUAGACCAAUCCGGCCAUACGAGCCUUGGGAGAAAUCACCUCCCUCUGCCACAGUCCCAAGAUGGAAAUUCAAGUCAAAAGAAGGCCAAUUGUUACAGGAGCUUUGGGAAGCUGUGCGGUCCGAGCUAGGCUACGAGCCGUCUGCUGAUCGCAUUAAAGCGGUCCCAAAGAAAAAAAACGGGGUUGGGCUCGUCUCUUCGAGCAGCAGGACUGAGGUACCGAAACAGAACCGACCACCAAAGAUCAAAGACGCAAAUUACCUGCUUUACCACUUUUUGAUUGAACGCUUUCCACACGGUGGUAUCUUUCGCACUGCUUCCCGCGAGAAGGAUCCGACAUCGACAGAUGAUCUCAGAGCGUUUGUUGAUUUCUGCAAAAGGAAUGAAUACAGUACGCAUCCGUACAGGGCCAAAUGGUUGGGAAUGCUUGAUCGACCUCGCCCUUUUGUAGCUAUUCUGGCUCCUAACAUUAGGGUCUACCGGUCAUGCCACAAGAGGAUCACCUAUCCACCUUCGUCCCGACCAGGAGGACACUUUACAGAGACAAUAUUUGACAUAGGGCCCUGCGAGCCUUUGUCUGCAGAUGGCAAGACGGAAAUCUCUGAAUGA